AUGGCUUCAACUGUUAAAUUAACUGGUUCAGCAGAUAGUACUGAGCAAAAUGUGAAAGUAACGAAAGUCUAUGAAAUGUUUGAUGAACAAUGUCAGUGUCCUAUAUGUUUAAGACUUUUCAUUGAACCAGUAACAACAUUAUGCGGUCAUACUUACUGCUUGCCUUGCUUAAAACAAUUUUUACAAUCAAACGAAACACAAAUGUACUGUCCCAUGUGCCGUGAGAACUUGUCUUAUCUUCAAAAUUGUACCAUACAGAUCAACUCAAUAUUAAAAAAUUUCUUAGAAACCCGCUAUGAAAAUGAAUAUAUAGAAAGAAAAUUAGAAAUUGAACAAGGUCGCCAAGAAAGCGAACGUAAAAUAAGUGUUAUGAAGAAACUCUUAAUUGGAAAUCAUCACAUAUCAGCCAUUAAUAGUGAGCAGAUCAACUUUCAUCGAUGGACUUUGUUUAUUCGAUUUGCGGACGAUGAGAAUGAGGUGAAUAUUGGGAAUUUUAUUAAACAAAUUACAAUUAAUACAGCUCCGCAAAGCUCUUCAAGUGAUACACAAACAUGUGUACUAAAUUCAGCGCCUUAUCGUUUUACAGCAAUAGCUUUGGAACCAUUUUCCAUUAACUUAGAUAUUGAAUUUCAUACGAAAUACAAUAAAACUAAUCUACAAACAGAUUGGAAUUUAUGUUUCACUGGUAUUGGUAAUCAAAAAGUAAUCGAUUUAGAAUUUAAAGUUUAA
Messenger RNA from Didymodactylos carnosus, 729 nucleotides. Lineage: Eukaryota; Metazoa; Rotifera; Eurotatoria; Philodinida; Philodinidae. The record is from the annotation of a GenBank genome assembly.